AUGGCGGAGCCCCGUGGAAUCCUGAUAAAAGGAGGCAAAGUUGUGAACGAAGACUUCUCUGUGAUCUGUGACGUCUAUAUUGAACAUGGGAAAAUAGUGGACGUUGGGCUGAAUCUUCACAUUCCAGAGGGAGUGAGAAUUAUUGAUGCCGGUGGUAAACUGGUGAUCCCGGGCGGCAUUGACACGCACACACACAUGGAGCUGGCGUUCAUGGGCACAAAGACUGUGGAUGACUUCCAUAUUGGAACGAAGGCUGCUCUAGCAGGAGGGACCACGAUGAUCGUGGACUUUGUCAUCCCCCAAAAAGGCAAGUCUCUUCUGGAGGCCUACAACUCUUGGCGCAAGACGGCGGACAGCAAAGUGUGCUGUGACUACUCAUUGCAUGUCGCUGUCACGUGGUGGAGUGACCAGGUGAAGAAAGAAAUGGAGAUUAUUGCCAAAGAAAGAGGGGUGAAUUCCUUCAAGAUGUUUAUGGCCUAUAGAGACGUGUUCAUGCUGCGGGAUUCGGAACUUUACGCUGCCUUUUCGCAAUGUAAGACCAUUGGUGCAAUAGCUCAAGUGCAUGCUGAGAAUGGAGACCUGAUUGCUGAGGGGGCUCAGAAGAUGCUGUCCAUGGGCAUCACAGGGCCUGAGGGUCACGAACUGUGUCGGCCGGAGGAGGUCGAGGCUGAGGCCACCCAGAGAGCCAUCACCAUUGCCAGUGCUGUCAACUGCCCUCUCUAUGUGGUCCAUGUCAUGAGCAAAUCUGCCGCCAAGGUGGUGUCCAAUGCACGCAGAGACGGGCGAGUAGUGUUUGGAGAGCCCAUUGCAGCCGGACUGGGAACCGACGGGAGUCACUACUGGCACAAGGACUGGGCCCAUGCGGCUUCAUUCGUCAUGGGUCCUCCCCUUAGACCUGACCCCAGCACUCCUGGCUACCUCAUGGAUCUGCUGGCCAACGAUGACCUCAGUGUGACGGGGACCGACAACUGUACUUUCUCAGUGUGUCAAAAGGCCCUCGGAAAAGACGACUUCACCAAGAUCCCCAACGGGGUGAAUGGCGUGGAGGAUAGGAUGUCCGUCAUUUGGGAGAAGGGAGUGCACAGCGGCAAAAUGGACGAGAAUCGAUUCGUAGCUGUCACCAGCAGCAACGCAGCGAAAAUCUUCAACUUCUACCCUCAAAAAGGCCGGAUCGCCAAGAACUCAGAUGCUGAUGUGGUUAUUUGGGAUCCCAAGUCAUCAAGGAAAAUAUCAGCCAAGACGCACCACCAGGCUGUGGACUACAACAUCUUUGAGGGCAUGGAGUGUCAUGGAGUGCCGGUGAUCACCAUUUCCAGGGGCAAAGUGGUCUACGAGGAUGGACAAUUGAAGACGACACCUGGCUGGGGCAGAUUCAUCCACAGAAAACCCUUCUCUGAAUUUGUCUAUAAAAGAAUCAAGCAGAGGGACCAGGUGGGCCAACCUAUCGCUGUGAUCAGACAGCCGUAUGACGGAAAAGUCAUUUCAGUGUGAGCAAGUGAAAGCUACUACAUGAAAGCUCGUUGGAGUCUGUCUUGAUGUCCUUGCACACACACCGCCGUCAGCGCCUGAACAA
This is a messenger RNA of Phycodurus eques (leafy seadragon), 1573 nucleotides long. It is a transcript of the gene dpys, whose product is annotated as dihydropyrimidinase. The transcript has 9 exons. Gene Ontology annotation, cellular component: cytoplasm; cytosol. Bases 1 to 1491 code for a protein of 496 amino acids. Gene Ontology annotation, molecular function: dihydropyrimidinase activity. Lineage: Eukaryota; Metazoa; Chordata; Actinopteri; Syngnathiformes; Syngnathidae. Gene Ontology annotation, biological process: pyrimidine nucleobase catabolic process. The record is from RefSeq and is a predicted model, not a curated record.